GAGCUGUCAGAUGUCAAAUUCUAUUUUCAUCACAAAAAUAUCGAAAGUGAUUUACUUUUUGUUAUUUAAUUUCUUUGCAUUAGAGUUUUGUGCAUUUUUUACACAAUGAUAGCAAGGCCGUGGACAGACGAUUUACCGAAAUGCAAAAAUUCUUGUGUAGCAUCUUAUUUUUCGCGAUUAGGAGGAGGGAAUACAAAUACCACUGAUGACUACCUGUGUUUUUACUGCCAGACUGAAGAUAAUUUUUCCCUCUAUGGAGUAUUUGAGCCACACAAUGGACUGGACGCAGCGAGGUUCAUCAUGCAGAGGAUGGCUGCUGAGAUCCUGUUCCCACCACCAUCAGCUAACACUGACGAGGAGAUUAGAGAAAGACUGAGGAAUGCAUUCAUAUCAGUGGAGAAGGCAUACAUAGAGAACUAUGAUGGUAUGAUUGCAGAGAGGACAAGUCUACAAUAUCAGUUGCAGACACUCAAUGAGACACAGGUAUCCCAAAACUACAACAUCUUGGCCCGUCUAAAAGAGAUAGACGUGCACCUGUCAGGCGGUGCAGCAGUGGUGAUAGCACUGGUGCAUGCCAACAAACUGUUCGUGGCCCACGUGGGAGACACCAGGGCGCUGCUCUGUAGGACUGAUGAUAAUGCUGUGCUGAGGGUCGUGCAGCUCACCGUGGAUCAUAGUCUGAAUAACGAGGAUGAGCUGUUGAGGCUCCAGCAGUUGGGGCUUGAUGUUAAUAAGUUGAGGAAUUCACAAUACCUAGGCAACCAGACCGGUACACGGUGCCUAGGCAACUACCUAGUCAAAGGACUGUACAAGGCGUUCCCUACAAUCAGCGCGGCCGUCACGGAGCCCGUCAUAGCUGCUCCUGAGAUACACGGGCCUAUUAUACUGGAUGAGUCUUGCAGAUUCCUAGUCCUGGUAAGCGCAGGAGUGUACAAACGCAUACAAGAAGCGAAAGGCAGCUACGAACAAACUAACAAGCAGUUAGCACAGUUAAUAGUAGAGAACUUCAGGAAACAUGACUUCAGGAUGGUCAGCCAAUCAGUCCUUGAAGAAAUAGAACAAGAAUUCGUUUCCUACUGCGUUAAAAACAGUCUGACACCAAAACCAAACACCCACAUGUCAUUGUUAAUAAGAAAUUUCAACUUUUUACCCACAAAUGAAGAUGAAAUCCCACCAACACACAGUGUAACGAAAAACGCAUCAGUCCGAUUCAAUCCGAUUGUCCAAUCAAAAUCGAAUACGUUACUCAACGAAAUCGAUUCGGAGAUUUACUCGUCUGGUACGAAUGAGAUUGAAACGAACGAUUCUAAUAUCGAUACUAAUCGGUCUAUUGAAUCGACUUCAGAUAUUUAUCCUGUGGGCAGACCGUUUGAUAGGGAUCGGAAAAUCAAGGGUUAUGUCGACUUUUCUUGUUAUUUUGAAAAUGUGGCGAAGGCUAGGAAGAAUGGGACGCUGCCUGAUUUUAUUAAAUGAUUAGUUUUUGAAAGGUAAAGAGUUAUUCUUGUCAUUAUUUAAAAGUAUUGUGAUACUAUUUAUGUGUAUGCUUUUACACACUAUCAGUAUCGGCGCUCUGAUUGGGCGGCUUGAAUAAACCAACCAAUCAGAGCGUCGAACGCGUUCUCGUUUCGAUUACUUUAAACGUAAAGCAACUAAGGGUACCAGAUUUCGUGCUAAUCGAACCCCUUUUCCAAUCGAGUCAUGCAACCAAUAAUGUCAGUUGGACAUAGAGCUCUUUUUUAAAUUUGUUCUGGUAUUCCCAACGAAAUACCCGUAAAGAGGACUUUAAAAAUAUUAUAAUCUUUACUUUUGAUCGCUCUCAAACCCUAAACAAUCUUAUAUGAAAACUAAAUUAAGAAAUUGUUGUAUUUUAAUGAUUUGUUUAUGAAAUUGGCCACUUUGUAAGUCUU
Messenger RNA from Spodoptera frugiperda (fall armyworm), 1907 nucleotides. It is a transcript of the gene tab1, whose product is annotated as TGF-beta-activated kinase 1 and MAP3K7-binding protein 1-like. The transcript has 6 exons. The record is from RefSeq and is a predicted model, not a curated record. Bases 106 to 1473 code for a protein of 455 amino acids. NCBI's taxonomy places the organism in Eukaryota, Metazoa, Arthropoda, Insecta, Lepidoptera, Noctuidae. Gene Ontology annotation, molecular function: protein serine/threonine phosphatase activity. Gene Ontology annotation, biological process: protein dephosphorylation.